UUCAGGCGCUCAACGAUUUGAUUGGUGGAACGUUUCUGAGGUCAGAGUUUAACUUCCGUGUCACACGGCUAACAUGGCGGAUAAAGAAAAGAAGAAAAAGGAGAGCAUCUUCGACUUGUCAAAAUACAUCGACAAGCCGAUUCGUGUGAAGUUUCAAGGAGGACGAGAGGCCAGCGGUGUCCUGAAGGGUUUCGAUCCUCUCUUGAACCUGGUGCUGGACGGCACAAUCGAGUAUAUGCGAGAUCCAGAUGACCAACUGAAGCUGACAGAAGACACCCGGCAGCUGGGGCUGGUGGUCUGCAGAGGAACCUCCGUAGUGCUCAUCUGUCCUCAGGACGGCAUGGAGGCUAUACCAAACCCGUUCAUACAGCAGCAGGAUGGCUAACGCUGUCGUCACACAAACACACAAUUACAACCAUGCACACACACUUUUGUGGGUUUUUUUUUUGUUGUUUUAUUUUUAAAACAUAACAGUAAUAAUGUGUAUGACAAAACAAAUUUCUGUUGUUGAAAAUCAUAAGUUGAUCAGCAAAAGGACACUUGAAAGCACUUCACUUUUGUUUCUGUCUGUGAUGUGCAAGUUUGCAAAGAUUUGAGUUGUCAAGAGCCCACAAGUUUGGGAAAUGUUAACAGUACCAUUUUCUUUUUAUCCAGAAUUAGUCAACUUUUUACUAUUCUUUGUUGUUUUUGAUAAGAAAAUAAAAUGAAAAUGUAUAUAGA
Dicentrarchus labrax (European seabass) is the source of this 720-nucleotide messenger RNA. RefSeq names its product LSM7 homolog, U6 small nuclear RNA and mRNA degradation associated (gene lsm7). Gene Ontology annotation, biological process: mRNA splicing, via spliceosome; nuclear-transcribed mRNA catabolic process. NCBI's taxonomy places the organism in Eukaryota, Metazoa, Chordata, Actinopteri, Moronidae. The transcript is spliced from 4 exons. Gene Ontology annotation, molecular function: RNA binding. The coding region runs from base 74 to 385 and encodes 103 amino acids. Gene Ontology annotation, cellular component: U6 snRNP; U12-type spliceosomal complex; spliceosomal tri-snRNP complex. The record is from RefSeq and is a predicted model, not a curated record.